AGGAAAAUCCCAGGUGGAAUAAGAGAUCAAAGCUCUGCAUCCAGUGUGACAAAAUGGAAAAGGGAGGUCCAAUGGCAACAUACUCCAGUAGUCUUCCAAUGCGUCAAGUGAGAUAAAAAUUGAUUGAUUCUUACAAAAAGGUAGAGUUUGUAGUUUGUUGCAGACUUUCAGGGACUUAGAAUCCUUCAUGAGGUAACAAGUAAUUCAAAAUAGCCAAAUUUUUUUUGGGUUGAAGGAGAGCCAGCGCUCACUAAGCAUCACUCGGCAAACCAGCCGCUUCAGCAUCAAUCUUGAUGAAGGAUUCCAACGCAGGAGGCAGAUUCAACACACCAUGAGUGCCCAACAGAGAUGACUGUCGCCAUUCUGGAAAGCCACUCAGCAGUUUUAUCGAAAUUGCCAAAUUUACAUUGCGAAGAAUAUACACAUAAAUAAAUGGGGACAAGAGUAGACAGGGAGGAGGCAAAGGGCAAAUAGGAAGUCGAGGGGUAAAAGAGUAAAUAGAGAGAAAAACUGGUGAGAGACGGAUACGGCUUGAAUUUGAAGCAUUGGAAGGUCCGAACAACAACUAAAAUCACCACCAAACCCAGCUCCUCUCCAUACGCAGACCUACCGCUUGUUUCGAAUAACUCUACGUUUUUGCUUGCAAGUCAAAUUACAACUCAAUGGCCAGCAGCUCCGCCCUGAACUUGGAAGAUGUGCCCUCUGUUGAUCUCAUGACGGAGCUCCUCCGUCGCAUGAAGUGCUCCACUAAGCCUGACAAGCGCCUCAUUCUUAUCGGUCCUCCUGGAUCAGGUAAAGGUACUCAAUCACCAAUCAUUAAGGAUGAGUACUGCUUGUGCCACCUGGCUACUGGUGAUAUGUUAAGAGCAGCUGUUGCUGCUAAAACUCCUCUUGGCGUUAAGGCUAAGGAGGCUAUGGACAAGGGAGAACUUGUAUCUGAUGACUUGGUUGUUGGCAUUAUAGAUGAAGCAAUGAAAAAGCCUUCAUGUCAGAAAGGUUUCAUUCUUGAUGGAUUUCCUAGAACUGUGGUCCAAGCACAGAAGCUUGAUGAGAUGCUUGAAAGGCAGGGAGCUAAAAUUGAUAAGGUACUCAAUUUUGCGAUUGAUGAUGCAAUUUUGGAGGAAAGAAUUACUGGUCGCUGGAGCCACCCUUCGAGUGGUAGAACCUACCAUACAAAAUUUGCACCUCCAAAGGUUUCUGGUGUAGAUGAUGUGACCGGAGAGCCCUUGAUUCAACGCAAAGAUGAUACUGCAGCAGUUCUUAAGUCAAGGCUGGAGGCAUUUCACAAGCAAACUGAACCAGUAAUUGAUUAUUAUAAGAACAAGGGUGUUGUUGCAGAGCUUCAUGCGGAAAAACCUCCAAAAGAGGUCACAGCUGAGGUUCAGAAAGUGCUUUCCUCUUAAAAUGGGGCCAUUUUGACAAACAGUGCAGCAUUUUGCUUGUGAUAUUAAUGGAUUUUCGUUCUCAUCAUGUAUUUUAAACAUGUUUCCAUACACGCUGAUCUUCUUGCUUGUCUUAUUUUGACUGCAUAUGCCGGCUAUCCUCCCUUACUGAGGUAUUUAACUGUAUUCACAUAACGAAUAAAGAAACAACUUUUGUUUUA
This is a messenger RNA of Manihot esculenta (cassava), 1603 nucleotides long. Its product is annotated as adenylate kinase 4. Lineage: Eukaryota; Viridiplantae; Streptophyta; Magnoliopsida; Malpighiales; Euphorbiaceae. The record is from RefSeq and is a predicted model, not a curated record. Gene Ontology annotation, biological process: nucleobase-containing compound metabolic process. The transcript has 6 exons. The coding region runs from base 663 to 1403 and encodes 246 amino acids. Gene Ontology annotation, cellular component: mitochondrion; cytoplasm. Gene Ontology annotation, molecular function: AMP kinase activity; ATP binding.